GUGGGCGUUUGCUACCUGUGUGAAUGGACGAAUUCGAUAGUGGAAGUUAUUAGCAGGUUGAAAGGCGAGAUUUGGAGGAUUUAUCACAGACUGGUCGGGGACACAUUCUGGAAUGGCGCCUACGAUGGACACUGAAGCCGCUGUAGAUAUUUAGGUGCUGUAUUUCUCCGCGGCGGUGCGGAUAUGUGUGUAGUCUCGGUACCUCUCUGCCAGCUCUACAGAUUUAGCAGGCUAGUCGGUUAGCUAGCGCUGGGAUUGCUGGCUGGCUUCAUUAAGCACAAUGAUCAGUCAGCGAGCUGCUAGCCGCCGAGCUAGCUAGCUAACCUAGCCAAGGAAAUAUCCGAAUAUCGGCAGCAGCCAGUCGGGCUCAUGAAGAGGGUUUGGGGCUUGACUGGAACUUGUGGGGCUUGAGUGACGCGUCGGGAUCAUUUAUGCGCUCGAUUUGCUGUUUUUGGAAGCGACCAGAGCCCGCUAGUCACGAGUGUGGGUUCAUUUUUUCGGGGACUGUCGAGUUCUUGCCGUGGAUUCCGUUCUCUGCGGACUGGCCUCGCUAGCUAAUGUAACUGAAUAUAGGUUAGCUACUGUAGCGUUAGCUAGCUAGGUUAUAUAGCUUACCGUAGUUCUCGUUAGUUAGCUAGCUAAUUAAUUAGCCGACUAGCCAGCUAACCUAGCAGUGGUUUGAGGAAUUCGGGGGUCCGAGUCUAAACUGGGUGUAACCUAGCUAGCGUAACUUAUAUAUGAACAGUUCUUUCACGCUAGCUAGCUACCAUUAACUAUAUAACUUAGUUAUUUAGCUGUUAAUUGGCUGCCAGGGCGUGGAAAGAAGUAACGUUAACGUUAAGUUGUCUAGCUAGCUUUCUAGCUCGGUAUGUUAGGUUAGCUAACUCUAGAUAAACAUUUUAGCUUGUUAGCUAACAAAACGGGAAUUUCAUCAUUUUCGAUAGUUAGCUAGCUAGCGUUAAGAGUGUAGGGAGUAUGCUGCAUAAAACAGUUUAGCGUAGUUAGCUAGCUUAGCUAUGUUAUCGAGGCAUUAGCUUAGCUAGGUCAGCUAGCUACUAGAAGAGGUUAUUUUGACAGGUAUUUAGCUAGUUUAGUCAGUUAGCUAGGUUCGUUAAGGCUAGCUUAGCAGGUUAACUUAGACAACAAAACCCAAAGGGUAGCUAGCCAACAGCUAAUAAUGUUGCGUAUAGUUUACUUUAUGUAAAAAUUGACUAAUGCUGAAAAGCUAAUGGGUUCUGGGGGUUUGCUGUGUCAACUUUCCUGCUAUUAGUAGUUAGCUAACAAGCUAGUCAGAAAACCUAGCUAACUAGUUGUUCAGUUUAACUCAUUUAAGGGCUUGCUUGUGUUAGUGUCACUGCUGACAGGCUCUAUCAACUACACUUGGCUAAGCUAACGUUAGGUUAUUUAGUUUAAACAACAACAAAUUGAGUUAGAAUUUUGUGGCAGUGAUUUAAACCAGUUGAUAUAUAUCUAAUUUGCUAGGUUAGGUUAAAUCUCUCACAUGCAAGUAACUUAACUGGCAUCAGUAACUAGUAACCUAGCUAACUCUAACUAACUUCUUGUAUCAGUAACUAGCUAGCUAGCUAGAUAUUUCUCGUUACAUAUCCUUACAAAUGGAACAGGUUUCCAACUUUGUUGUGAAACCUGGCAGAUGCUGGUGUUCAACUUCUCAGGAGCUCCAAGCUGUAUAUCGUCUUUGUAGCUUGUCAGAAUACAGCAAUAGUCGUAGCCGACACUGCAAUCUUAAAACCCUGUUUAUGUAAAAUCUUUCAAUUUUAUCUACAAGGCCUUUGCUUUGUUUUUUGAGCGCGUUCAAAUACCUAGCUAGAUUAUACGCAUCUACUGACAUUUUUAAGGUUACAAUAUAAACUGGUCUUAUCACUAAGAGUAGGAUAAUUAGCUUAUUUUCAUUUUGGUUCAUUCAGAUUGGCUCUACUGUGGUCCAAAUGUCACACACCUCAGUUGAUAUCGGAAGGCUGCAGUAAGUUUAUGACCUGUAUGUUUCCUAUUCCUUGUUUUGAAAGAGGCAAUGAUAAGAAUGACUUUUCUAUUUAUUGAAGUGAUUUAUUUCAAAGUGCUGGACAAGUGUAGAGCAACCAAACCAAGCAGUUUUGAUGAAUGCUCAAGAUGAAAGUUUUCGAGUAGUCACUGAAUCAAAAUUGUGCCAAAAAACUUCACUUCAUGAACUGCUCUGUAAAAAAAACUCUGAAUAAGCAUGUGAGUUUCAGUUUGUGCAGAAGGAGCACCUACUAUUUGGUGAUAAUUGUUGGACAGCCUUGCUUGACCAGUUGAAGAAGGUCCAGCAGUGGUUCACAAUGAAUGUACUAAUACUGCAGAGACUUUGAGGAAAGGACUUCUAGCUAAGUGGAAAGCAGUCCUGAUUUGUGGCUUCUGUCUAAAAGAUAAAGAUGGGUUCUCAAGCACUACAGAUAUUGCGCCAGGGUGUGUGGGCCUCUUUGACUGGAGGCUGGUACGUGGACCCCCAUCAGAGCACCUUCUCCAACUGCUUCCACCUCUACCUCUGGAUAUUCCUUUUGGCCUUUCCUUUUUUCCUGUACAUGGCGCUGCCACCCAGUCUAGUGGUAGCAGGGACAUACUGUGCUGUGGUGGCGGUCUUCUUCACUGCUAUAAAGGUGGUGAACUUUCGCCUCCAUGCCAUGUUUGACUUGGGAGAGAUUGUGGAGAAGAGGCAGGCCUCUCUCACCACGGAUCCUCAGAGAAUAGAGGAAGGUGAUGAAGGCUCUGGAGCACAUGAUGGCAGCCAACACAGGGACAGUGGGGGUGGUGUGGAGAUGACUGUGUUUAGAAAGGUAAAUUCAACCCCUCCAGUGCGCUGCAGCUCCCAGCACUCCCUGUUUGGACUAAACCAAGUGUCGGAAUUUUUGCCACAACUUGAAGACCCAGGAGGCUGUAAGGAUGUCAAAGAGCUGAUGCGAGAACAGUGCAGUGAAAAUUUGACCUCUACGCACAGAGAGGUCCUUCGCCACAACUCUCAGGAUGCAAUCAGAACAAACGGUGUGGUUCAGUCCUGCCUUGCUGCAGCCUUGGCUGGGGAUUUUCCUGCAUUCAUGGGAGUAGGUGGACCCUUUGGAAACCUGCAGCCUGCAGACUGUCCCUCCAUUCCUCCAUCCCCCUCCAGUCAAGAAGAUGGAGAAGAUAAAGAGCCGGUGGUUGUAGGAAGAACUGUGGAUGGAGCGGUGGAACCUCGACCUCAGCGGACCCUUGAGGAUCGGACUCUUGGUGGCUACUCUCCCCUGGGUCCUUCGGCCGAAUCGGAGAGCUUGGGAGAUGCUCCUCUCAGCCCCCUCAUCAAGAACAGUUUGAGUGAAGAGCUGAGCGAGAACCUGCUGGGUCUGGGUCUCGACCCAGUCACCUUUGCCCCUGGCGCUGAACGUCCGGGCAACCGUGGUGGGGCAGCGCUGGCCGCCGGCUCCACAGACAGCUGCUUCAGUGGUGGUGGUGCAGCUACUGACCGAGAAACCCUCAGCACAGUCAGCAGCUAUCGCAGCGAGAAGACAGACUCUACGCAGUUAGAAAGCCCCUCGCUGAGCCAGCCAAAAAAUCUGGCCGCUGCACCCACCUCUGCUACACCGGCUCAGGGUCAGGGCAUCCGCCAGCUCCCAGAUGACCCUGCCUUCCUGGGAGGCAGUGACACAGAUGAUCUGUCAGACAGCGAACUGUUGCGUUCACCAUCCAAAGAGCUCCCUUCUGGGCAGGGCCUGGACAGAACUCUGGUGGAGGGGGAGGAUGUGCCCCCUUUGUCUGCAGACAUCGCACAGCCACUACGCUCAUCCUUGCAGGACUCUUCUCCAUCUAGCAGUGGCCCUUCGGAGACCUGUGACCUGGACAGAGGUAUUCCCAUUCCCCCACUCCCUCCUCCACGGCAAGCUAGCUCCGUGCCCUCUGGGCUGGCUUUAGGACUGGUGUGCUCAGAGCCGGCACUGCCUGUCACCUCGCCCCCAUAUCUGUUGACUGAGCCCCCCUCGCUGCAAGUUCAGCAGCAGCAGGUGGUGCGACCCAAAGACUUAAAGCUCCUGCGUGCUGGGGGCAGUGUGGGCCAUCGGCCUGGACGUAGGAAAGCUCCCCGCAAGCGAGGUGCUGCAGGCAGCAGCAGCUUCGACUGUGGCUCCUACCGUAGGUGUCACGGUCACAGUCGUGGCCAACGCAGAGACUACAUCCCUGUCCGUAAUCGUCUUGGCACCAAAGCCUACAGCGAGAGCCUGUUUGAGGACUCCAGCGACGAGGAUGACGGGAGUGACAUAAGCGCAGGGUCCAGCCUGGGCUCCCAGCGCCGCUUCAGCUCAGAUGAUGAAGACGAUGAUGAUGAAGACGACUCUAGCUCAUCCACCUCUUGCUACUCCCCUGAUCUGGCUAAUGCUGGCAUUUCCUCCCCUCCGGUGCCCCCUGUGCCCCAGCUGCCCAGCCCCAGUGAGGAGGACUUGAUUGGCCCCCCUCACACCCGUGGUGCUCAGCGCUCAGCCAGCACAGCCAGUGCAAAGACUCAUGCCAGAGUGCUCAGUAUGGAUGGUGCUGGUGGUGGACACACCAGCACGGGCACGCUGGCUUCUACCCAUAUGCCUUUACCGGCCUCUUCAACUCCUGCCCCACGACCCCUCACUAUCUCUAAGUCUGACUUGGAAGCUCGCACUGGGCACUCUGAGGCCUUCCCCAGGGCUCACCACAGGCUGGACUCUUUGGGGGGCUCGUGGGCUGGGAACCAGACUGGCUGGAGAGCAGGAGAGUUGCUGGAAGAAGGAGCAGUAGGGGGAGCCCUGGCCUCCGAGGAAGGAACCAAACGGGACUCAGUGAGUAGCGUAAAAAGGACCCAGGCCAUCCGAAGGAGACACAAUGCGGGCAGCAAUCCCACCCCCCCUCCUUCUGCCAUGGGUUCCCCACCCAGUCUUCAGGACCUCCAGAGGGCCCGUACCUCGUCACAUUCUCGUGCACGGGCCCUUCCCACUGCCCUACAGUUUGCUUCCUCUCUUCUGCUCCCCCGCAGUGGCGUGCAUGAGGCCUCCACAUUUGAUGACACCUCAGAGGGAGCUGUGCACUACUUUUACGAUGAAAGUGGUAUAAAAAGAUCAUAUACUUUUGGACCUUCAGGAGGUGGCUAUGAGGACCCUGUGCAGGAGCGGGAAAGGCAGUCUCAGUCCUCCAGCUUUACAUCUACUGAUGUACAGGAUGUGGCUCCAGUAUUGUCCAUGCUGCAGCCCAGACCUGUGGUCCUUCAGGGCAUGCAAGUGCGCAGGGUGCCCCUGGAGAUGCCAGAGUUUGACCUGGAUCACGAGUCCCUGCAUGAAUCUCAGGAGAACACCCUGAUGAUUGAGGAGAAGGCCAAGCCAAAACAGUACUACAGAAUGUGGGUUCUGCCUGGAAAGUGGCUCAGAGUGCGCUAUGAUCGGCUAGCCCUGCUGGCCCUAUUGGACAGAAAUCGCCGGGUGGGGGAGAAUGUGUUUGCAGUAGUGUUGGCCAGCCUGGUGGCCUUCCUUGGCUUCCUCCUGCUGCUGCAGGGCUUCUUCAGGGAUAUCUGGGUCUUCCAGUUCUGCCUUGUCAUUGCCAGCUGCCAGUACUCCUUACUGAAAAGUGUGCAGCCUGAUGCAGCUUCCCCGAUGCAUGGCCAUAACUGGAUCAUUGUGUACAGUCGACCGGUGUACUUCUGUUUGUGCUGUGUGCUGAUCUGGGUCUUUGACUUUGCCGGCCACGCUUACAGCCUGCAGCCCUUCUCCCUGUAUGGAGUCACCUUCUUCUCUGCCCACUUCUUGCUCUGUGCUCGAGACAUGCUCAUAUUUUUUACGCUGUGUUUUCCGGUCAUCUUCCUCUUUGGGCUUCUACCUCAGGUCAACACCUUUCUCAUGUGUCUGCUGGAACAAGUGGAUAUGCAUGUAUUUGGAGGAACUGCCACCACCAGCCCUUUGUCCUCCAUCUACAGCCUGUUACGCAGUGUGUUGGUGGCAGCUCUGGUUUAUGGAUUUUGUCUUGGUGCCAUCAGUGCUCCGUGGGGAGAGGCUCAUGUGCCAGUGCUGUUCUCUGUAUUUUGUGGCCUCCUCCUUGCCUUGUCCUACCACUUGAGCAGGCAAAGCAGUGAUCCAACCAUCCUGUGGUCAUUGGUGCGCUCCAAAUUCUUCCCAGAGCUGGAGAGCCGGACCCCCGAGGAACCCCCUCUUGAGAUCAAAGAUCCUCUGCCAGAGAAACUGCGUAGCUCUGUGAGUGAGAUUUUGCACUCUGACCUGGUCAUGUGUCCGCUCAUGGCCAUUAUUACCUUUGCCAUCAGUGCCAGUACUGUCUUCAUUGCUCUGCAGCCUGCUCUUAGUUUUGUCCUGUAUAUUCUGGCUGGUGUAUUGGGCUUCCUCACUCAUUACCUACUGCCUCAACUCCGCAAGCAGCUGCCCUGGUUUUGCUUGGCCCAUCCUGUGCUACGGUCCCACGAGUACAGCCAGUUUGAAGUCAGGGAUGCAGCUCAGCUGAUGUGGUUUGAGAAGCUGUACGCCUGGCUCCAAUGUGUGGAAAAGUACUUCAUCUAUCCUGCUGUAGUGCUCAACUCCCUGACCACUGAGGCCCACAGUGUCAGCCAGCACCCUGACAAGCCUGGAACUUAUGGCCGAGCUCUGUUCAUCUCUGUGGCUGGAAUGAAGCUGCUACGUUCAUCCUUCUGCAUACCUUCUCACCAAUACGUCACGCUCUGCUUCACCGUCCUCUUCUUUCGGUUUGACUACCCGCGCUUCUCUGAAACCUUCCUGCUCGACUACUACUUCAUGUCCAUCCUCUUCAGCAAGCUGUGGGACCUCCUCUAUAAGCUGCGUUUUGUGUUGACCUACAUCGCUCCAUGGCAGAUUACCUGGGGCUCUGCUUUUCAUGCCUUCGCCCAGCCAUUUGCUGUGCCCCACUCAGCAAUGCUGUUUGUACAGGCAGUGUUCUCUGCCCUUUUCUCCACUCCACUAAACCCUGUGCUGGGCAGCGCUGUGUUUGUUACCUCAUACACACGUCCUGUCAAGUUCUGGGAGCGAGACUAUAAUACCAAAAGGGUGGAUCAUUCCAACACACGCCUGGCCACACAGCUUGACCGCAACCCUGGUGCUGAUGACAACAACUUGAAUUCCAUCUUCUAUGAGCACCUGACACGCUCGCUGCAGCACUCUCUAUGUGGAGACCUGCUGUUGGGCCGCUGGGGGAACUACAGCACGGGGGACUGCUUCAUCCUGGCUUCUGACUACCUCAAUGCUCUUGUGCACAUCAUUGAGAUUGGCAACGGCCUCGUCACCUUCCAGCUACGAGGACUGGAAUUUAGGGGUACUUACUGUCAGCAGCGGGAAGUGGAGGCUAUCACUGAGGGAGUGGAGGAAGAUGAGGGUUGCUGCUGCUGUGAACCAGGUCAUCUGCCCCACAUGCUGUCCUUCAAUGCCGCAUUUGGCCAGCGCUGGCUGGCCUGGGAAGUUGCAGCCACCAAGUACGUGCUGGAAGGUUACAGCAUCAGCGACAACAACGCUGCAUCCAUGCUACAAGUGUUUGACCUGCGCAAGAUUCUUAUAACAUACUACGUCAAGAGUAUUAUCUACUACGUGAGCCACUCCCCCAAAUUAGAGGAGUGGCUGGCCAAUGAGACGGUGCAAGAGGCACUUAGACCCUGCCUCAGUGCCUCAUACGUGGACAGUGACCCAACCUUCAACCUAAACAUCGACGAAGACUACGACCAUAGAGCAUCUGGCAUCACCCCCAACGCCUUUUGUAUGGUUUACCUGGACUGGAUCCAGUACUGCAACAGCCGCAGACAGACGCCAGUGGACAGUGAAAGAGACUCUCCUCUGGUCACACUAUGUUUUGGUCUGUGCAUUUUGGGCCGCAGGGCUCUGGGCACUGCAUCCCACAGUAUGUCUGCCAGCCUGGAGCCGUUCCUGUAUGGGCUCCACGCUCUAUUCAAGGGUGACUUUCGGAUCACCUCCCCCAGAGAUGAGUGGGUGUUUGCAGAUAUGGACCUCCUGAACCGGGUUGUGGCGCCUGGGGUUCGCAUGUCACUCAAACUACACCAGGAUCACUUCACCUCUCCAGAUGAGUAUGAAGAUCCAGUGGUGCUGUAUGACGCCAUCACAGCUAACGAGGAGAAGAUGCUGAUCUCCCACGAGGGUGACCCCGUGUGGCGUAGCGCCAUCCUGGCUAACAUGCCCUCGUUGCUAGCUCUGCGUCACGUCAUGGAUGAUGGUAGCGAUGAAUAUAAGAUCAUCAUGCUGAACAAGCGUUUUCUCAGCUUCCGAGUCAUCAAGGUGAACAGAGAGUGUGUUCGUGGGCUGUGGGCUGGGCAACAGCAGGAGCUGGUUUUCCUGCGGAACCGGAACCCAGAGCGAGGCAGCAUCCAAAAUGCAAAGCAGGCCCUGCGCAACAUGAUCAAUUCAUCCUGUGACCAGCCCAUCGGUUAUCCUAUCUAUGUUUCCCCCCUCACCACUUCAUAUGCUGGGGGGCAUACCCAACUCCGCUCUGUCUGGGGAGGUCCUGUUAGCCCACACAACAUUUACACCUGGUUCAUCAGCAGUUGGGACAGGCUCCAGAAGGGCUGUGGUGCCGGCUGCAACAGUGGAGGGAAUAUUGAGGACUCGGACUGUGGUGGUGGAUCUACUUCCAUCAGUAACAAUCCUGUAGUUCACCCUCCCCAGACUUCAGCCCCAACUUUGCCCCUGUCACACCCCACCACUGUACAGCCAUCUAUGGGAACUGACAACCCUGUUGGACCAGGCUGGCCUAUCCACUCCCAGCCCCUCCCACUGGCCCUGCUUAGCCAGUCGGAAGGAAGAAUGGACGCAAGCCUCGUUAACUCUCUCCAUCGUACCUCCUCCAUCCAGGGGCUGCUGGGCCAGCACCUGUCUAGCUCACAACUGUCAUUCAGCAGCUCUGUGGCCCUUCCACCAGCUGAGCGCUUCUGCCCAGGCAGCCUGCAGGACAACCCCAGCCACAGAGCAUCCCAGAGGGGCUUGGGACUGGGGCUCGGCCAGGGCAGCGGGCUGCCCUACGAAGGUCUCUAUAGUAAGUGGAGUCUGUCGGGCAGGAAAGGCUUCAAUGGGCCAGCGGCAAUGGAAGGGGAUGGAGGACUGUCUCAGAGCAUUCGCACUCAGGCAUCCCAGGCUUUCCAGCCUGUCACACCUGCACUGCCCACUGAAGCCAGCCCAACACUGGAAACAGGUGGUGGGGUCGGCGGCAGUGGUGUCCCCACAGAGACCACGCCCCUUACUUCAGAUUCCCCUGGCGUGCGGGACGAGUCUACAGAGCUGCCUUUACUUGAGCACCUGCGCUGAGCCUGCACAGAGAUGAACUUGCACAACUAGGCCCGGACCAAGUAAAGGUGGAACGUGGAGCCAUUCUUUUGCUAAGCUCUUUGACCGCUCCAGCCGUCCUGUUUAAGGCAAUGAAGAGUUCAAAGGAGCUUCCUGUUGGAUCGAGUCGAGCUGCCCUGCUCAAUCAUUUCGUUACUCUUUCUGUGCUUUCUACCUUUUUGAAGUCAUGGAUUAUUGGAAGCAUUUUCAGCUAUCUCACGCUGUAUGAGAGCACACUAAGAAAGGGUGCUGCAUGGCAAACUCGCAUUCAGGUCUCACCCUUGCAAAGCCGUUGUGAACCUGUGAGAUGGUUCCUCUGCUGGGGCUUCUGGUCACACUGAUGGCCUCAAGGCUCUCGAGCCAAUAAAGCCAAGCCGGUGCAAUCCCGAGAGACUUUUCUCCAUGUAGGGUGGGUCUGUGAAGAUCCUUGAUGAGAUGUUUUCUUCUCAACACAUUAACAAAAAGGGAAUUCGAUGACCUCUGUAGCAAACGACCAUUAACUUCUUGAUCCUUUCUCCCUCUCUCUCUCUAUCUCUCUGCAUCCCAUCCGCAUGUGCUGUUCAGCACUGAUGGUCAAUAGGAUCUUCAGAUAUGAAUCUUAGAGUAGGGAUUUUUUUCCCCCUCCUCCCCCCUCAUGCUUUUUUUUUCUUUCCAAGAAUCAAAGAACCCCUUUAUAUAACUCAACAGUAUCUCUUGCCUGUAUCUAAUUGUGUUUUGCUAUUAAAGCACCAAAGGACUUGAGCUUUCACCUCCUCCAACCUCAACCCCACCCCUCCCAAGAUAACACAUUCCAAAAAGCUGAUUAAGGAAACCAUAGCACUUUUCUUAGGUAUGUCAUGGUCACAGAUGAGGCUAUCAAUCAUUGGCCACCCUGUCCACCAUCUUCAGGGUUAACUCACAUAAACACACUCACGCAGUGUCGCAUAAUCUCGAACAUGGCCCUUCGAUUUGACUUUUGGUGCUCCUCCCUGACUUAAGUAGUUUACAGCCCACCCAGAAGACAAGAGGACGGAGGGUCUGAAAUGUGAGUUGGACACGGUUAGAACAGGUGGGCCAAAACUAAAACAAGAGAUGCUGAGAUCACUGCAACUGAGUAGUGGUCUUGCUCACAUCAGUAAGUGAAGAAUUUCACUAUUAUCAGAAUGUGGGUAAAUGUUUUUUUUUCCCCUCUCUCCUCUUCUAACACUAUAUAUUUUUUUUUAUUUAUAUAAAAACGCCAUAUUUACCAGUGACCAUACCCUGAGACUUGCUGUUGAGCGAGACCCUGCUGCAUUGGUUCUCUUAAGGCUCUUGCUUUUCCUCUGCUGUCAGCAAGCACCUGCGGUACCUGCAGCUCCCCCUACUGCGAUACUAUUGCUACUGCAUCACCCUCUCUACUACUAAUAGAACUAAUUAAACUACUGCUCCUUUUGACUUUCUUUCUGCUUCUUUUUUUUUAUUCUCCAACGUUUUAGUUGGAAGAACUGAGAAAAACAAAACACACAAAUAAAGAGAUACCAAUAUUAAACAAA
This is a messenger RNA of Astyanax mexicanus (Mexican tetra), 10807 nucleotides long. RefSeq names its product pecanex 3. The record is from RefSeq and is a predicted model, not a curated record. The transcript is spliced from 34 exons. Lineage: Eukaryota; Metazoa; Chordata; Actinopteri; Characiformes; Acestrorhamphidae. The coding region runs from base 2409 to 9278 and encodes 2289 amino acids. Gene Ontology annotation, cellular component: membrane.